AUGCCUCCCCCCCCCCCACCCGUCCUCUCCCAUCCUAAACGUAGGGAACCCCACACGGUGACGACACAGCGCACCCAGACACGGCGUGAGCUGACGGAAGUGCAAGGCACCCAAAACGAAAGGAAAGCGAAAAUGGCGGCCACGAACCCGCGUGUGCUCUUCGAUGUGCAUUUCACCUCCUUCCACGACGACAACCUCCCUGGGACCGCCAUCACCGACCCGAAAAACCCCACAUCGUUCGUGCUCACCACGGGCGGCUUCCCGCAGGAGGUAAUUGUGCAGACACGCGCCGCCUCGGCAAAGAUCUCGAAGCUGUCCGUGACUCUGAAUGACGCGAAGGACAUUCUGCUUGACAAAUGCUGCGGGGAGGCGCCGACGGCGUUCGACGUCAUGGCAGAGCGCACCCUUGCUCGCGGCUCCGUCGGUGGCCCGCAGACCGAAACGUUCGACUUAGACCCCGAAGGCGCUGGACGUGAUAUCCGCUUCAUCCGGCUCACCAUUCUCUCCGGCUACAGCGAGUUCGUCGCGGUCUACAGCAUCGAUGCGUGGGGGGAGGAGUCCCAGCAGCGCAUCGCCGUCCUUCAGAGCAAGCCGGAGGUUGUGAUGUAG
This is a messenger RNA of Leishmania mexicana MHOM/GT/2001/U1103, 609 nucleotides long. RefSeq lists its product as hypothetical. Lineage: Eukaryota; Euglenozoa; Kinetoplastea; Trypanosomatida; Trypanosomatidae. Gene Ontology annotation, biological process: intraciliary transport. The record is from RefSeq and is a predicted model, not a curated record. Gene Ontology annotation, cellular component: cilium; centrosome; intraciliary transport particle B. The transcript has a single exon. Bases 1 to 609 code for a protein of 202 amino acids.